AUGGAUCUGUAUCAGCCGGAUGGUUCUCUGAAAACCGCUCUGGGUCGCGGCUUAACUCCGAUUCCCGGCUCAACAGGCGGCUCAGAACGGUUUAAAACGAUCCAACUCCUCAAGCGGUCUAAGUAUAGAAGCCGAGCCGUUGUAUUGUCCGGUUGCCGGUCCAACCGGUCCAACCUUCCGGUCCGGUCCGGGUUUGGAAACACUGGUAUUCACGCAAGAUGGUUUUUUGUGGGCGUUGGAGGGUUUGAUGAUGUCUAUAAAGGCUACAUUGAUAAUGGUACAGUUCCGCUGGCAAUCAAACGGCUCAUGCAAGGUUCCAAAGAGUUCGAAAUUGAGAUUAAGAUGCUCUCUCAUUUUCGUCACCAUCAUUUGGUAUCUCUCAUUGCCUACUGCAACAAUGACAACGAGAUAAUACUUGUCUAUGAGUUCAUGGCUCAUGGAACCUUUCGUGAACAUCUUUACAAUUCUGAAAACCAACCACUUUCUUGCAAUCAAAAGCUGGAGAUUUGCCUAGGUGCUGCUCGAGGACUGCAUUAUCUACAAGCAGGGGCAAAGCAUGCAAUCAUUCAUUGUGACAUCACGUUGACAAACAUCUUAAUAGAUGAAAACUGGAUGGCCAAGAUUUUUUAUUUUGGACUAUCCAGAAUGGGACCUUGGGGUAUUUCUAGAUGUAACAUUAACAUAAGUACAUUAGUGAAAGGAAGCAUUGGUUAUAUGGAUUUAGAAUACUACACAUGUCAAAUCUUGAUGGAUAAGUCAGACGUGUUCUUAUUUGGAGUUGAGUUGCUAGAGGUAUUAUAUAGGAGGCCUCCUAUUCUCCGUGCGGUGGACAAGGAGCGGCAAAACCUUGUUGAAUGGUUUCGAAAAUGUGUUGAUCAAAAUGAUAUUUAUGAGACUCUGGGCCCAAACGUGAGAGGAAGUAUAAAACAACAGUGCUUAAACGCAUACACUGAGAUUGCGUUGAAGUGCUUGGCUAAUAAUGGAAAGGAACGGCCAUCCAUGGGCGACGUGAUGUUGGGGCUAGAGUCUUUGAUGGAGUCGCUGAACGAAGCAGAGAAGACAAAGCUUGGUGGGACUCUAAAUGAGGAGGUUACUGUUGAAGAAGGCAUAGAGGAAGUGAGGCUUGAUGUGGACGAAAUUGAAAGAAGGAGCAAGGAAAGAGCUCUGAUCAGGAAAGCGACAAAAGGUGUAGAAAGAAGAGAAGGUUUUGCCAGUAGUGAUGGACCAAGGAGCUCCUCAAACAGCAGCAAGUUGACGAGGUCAAGCAGCGAGCAUCAGUCUUAA
Molecule: messenger RNA, 1284 nt
Organism: Neltuma alba
Lineage: Eukaryota; Viridiplantae; Streptophyta; Magnoliopsida; Fabales; Fabaceae
Product: receptor-like protein kinase FERONIA
Exons: 3
Coding region: 1-1284 (427 amino acids)
Biological process (GO): protein autophosphorylation
Cellular component (GO): plasma membrane; plasmodesma
Molecular function (GO): transmembrane receptor protein tyrosine kinase activity; ATP binding
Source: RefSeq, a predicted model, not a curated record